This is a messenger RNA of Malania oleifera, 1388 nucleotides long. RefSeq names its product delta(7)-sterol-C5(6)-desaturase-like. Gene Ontology annotation, molecular function: iron ion binding; oxidoreductase activity. Gene Ontology annotation, biological process: lipid biosynthetic process. The record is from RefSeq and is a predicted model, not a curated record. The transcript is spliced from 3 exons. The coding region runs from base 388 to 1203 and encodes 271 amino acids. NCBI's taxonomy places the organism in Eukaryota, Viridiplantae, Streptophyta, Magnoliopsida, Santalales, Ximeniaceae.
GAGCCCAAGGGUCCCAAGUUAUACAAGGAAAGGGUAAAAAUCCAGUACUCUUUUGACCUCCCUUUUCCACCACAACUGGUAAUCAAUCCUGAACGUAACAUCACAAAAGCUUCCAAUCACAUAAAGUUUUAGGGUUCAGAAGGUGAGGACACAUUGCUCUUGAUGGUUCGCCAUUCCACUUUACUUUCCUCCCCGAAGAGUCCUAGUUCUACAGGCUGGGCUCUGUAGCUCACGCUUUGUUCACGCAAGUCUACUAUUCUCUGUAACUCUGUACCGCCUAGGAAUCUGCACGGUUCCCGCGGUGUCUCUUCUUCUUCUCCUCUCUGCCGACUUCUCCGGCGACCCCUCGCCGGAAUCGACCAGCGGCUGACUGGCGAGCACAGCCCGAUGGAAGAUCGUCUACGGCUGUUCCUGGCGGAGACCACAUUCUACAAUGAGAUGGUGCUAAGCAGCCUCUUGCCGGAGGGAGUUUGGCGCGCUUUGCCCCACUUCUUCCAGACGUGGCUGCGUAACUACAUUGGCGGAACCUUGAUUUAUUUUUUAUCUGGUUUUCUCUGGUGUUUCUAUAUUUAUUACUGGAGGCGCAACGUUUAUCUUCCCAAAGAUUCCAUCCCUUCAACAUCUGCUAUGCUCUUGCAAAUAUCUGUUGCAAUGAAGGCCAUGCCGUGGUACUCUGCUCUACCAACUAUUUCUGAAUAUAUGAUUGAAAAUGGCUUGACCCAGUGUUUCCCUAGGAUAAUUGAUGUUGGCUGGGUUGCCUACUUUCUGUACAUUAUAAUUUAUCUUGUAAUUGCGGAGUUUGGGAUUUACUGGAUGCACAGAGAAUUGCACGAUAUAAAACCUCUGUACAAAUAUCUUCAUGCAACACAUCACAUAUACAACAAACAGAACACUCUUUCUCCAUUUGCAGGUUUGGCAUUUCAUCCACUGGAUGGGAUACUACAGGCGGUACCGCAUGUCAUUGCACUAUUCCUUGUGCCAACUCAUUUCACGACACAUAUAGCUCUUCUAUUUCUUGAGGCCAUAUGGACAGCAAAUAUUCAUGAUUGCAUUCAUGGCAAGCUGUGGCCUGUAAUGGGUGCCGGCUACCAUACCAUUCACCACACUACGUACCGUCAUAACUAUGGCCACUACACGAUAUGGAUGGAUUGGAUGUUCGGAACUCUUCGCGACCCAUUGAAUGACGCAGAGAAAAAGAUGUGAUGUAUAAUGUGCUGCUAUUCCCUUGGGAUUGGUCUUUCUGGUUAAUCUCUUGUGCUGCAGGUGCCAUCAUUGCAUGCUUUCAUUUUUUAAAUGCAAAAAAUAAAAAAGAGUAAUGUGCAUUUUCUGUGUAACUUAUGUUGGUUUUCGUUUGAUUUAAUGGAAAAAACCGUCGUUUUUGUCUUAAA